Molecule: messenger RNA, 878 nt
Organism: Zingiber officinale
Lineage: Eukaryota; Viridiplantae; Streptophyta; Magnoliopsida; Zingiberales; Zingiberaceae
Exons: 1
Coding region: 69-770 (233 amino acids)
Source: RefSeq, a predicted model, not a curated record
CCACUCUUCCCUUCCCUGCAGCCACCCACCGAAGCAUUUGGUUUUACUAGGCAAGGGCCGUCCAAAUUAUGGAGUCCACAGGAGCAGGGAAGAGGCUUUGGCACGUAGUGAGUGUGGUGUUGUACAUGAUCCGGAAAGGCCUCUCCAAGGACAAACUCAUGAUGGAUCUCCACCUCCUCCGCAAGCGCGGCAAGUUCAUCGGAAAAGCCCUUGGCAACCUCAUGACGCUCCUCCAUCACCGUGGCUACCGCCGCCGCCACCAUGAUCACCACCACCAUCAUCGUGGAGUGAGCUUACUGAACUCUGGCUUCUCUUGCCGAUCCCUGGAUCCAGAUGUCCCCUUCUACGACCCAAGGGAUGUGGAGUUUAGCUGCAGUGCCACUCCCACCUAUCCUUCCUUCGACCGGAACCGCCGCCGCAGCCACCAUCGCUACGAUGAUUAUGAAGCGAUGGCCUUCGCGGAGGCACUUGAUAUGCUGAACUACGAGGAGGACUGCGCCGAGUCGUCUUCCGUGGCACCAUCUCAGUCGCCGGAAGGUAGGCUGUGGAGCUGUCAGAAGAGCCCGGUGACAGAGCGGCGACUAGUAAGGGUUACUGACUCGCCAUUCCCUGUGAAGGAGGAAGAGGGGGAGGUGGAGAAGCAUAUAGACGAGCAGGCAGAGCAGUUCAUUAGAAGGUUCUAUGAGCAGCUUCGCCUUCAGCAGAGGAUGAAUCCAAUGACUCCAGAGUAUAAACAUCGUUGGAAUGAGGCGGCGAUGGGUCUAGCCUGAGAUAGAUGUUCCUGUAAAUGCCAAGUGUUUGGAUAUGUGAAUUAUACCAAUAAUAACUUGUAAAAAUUUCAAAAUAUCAAAAAUAUAUUUUAAAAAUAAAUUCAGAAA